AUGUAUUGGGAUACAAGCAUGAAGGUCAAUGUGUUUUGGGAAAACAUUUCACGAGACAGAUUUUUAGAAUUACGAACAAAUUUACACUUGGUGAACAAUCUGGAGAAGCCACCUGAAAACAAAGAUAAAUUUUACAAAUUCAGCCCAGUUUACACAGCCAUUCGAAAACGUUGCAGUGACCUUCCUACAGAAGAGAAUGUUUGUGUGGAUGAAGGAAUUAUUCCUUUCACUGGGAAGUUCGCUGCAAAGCAGUGUGUAAGGGGAAACCAAGUCCAUGGGGAAUCAAUGUCUUCAUGUUGUGUGGAAAGUGUCCUCCUGUUUCAAGUUCUGAAAUCUCAAGGCAUCAAUGCAGCAGGUACUGUCCGUCAGAACAGAUUUGGAAAGAACUUGCCUAUUUCAGAUGAUAAAACAAUAACGAAACAAGCCAGAGGUUACUGUGAAGAAAUCACUAGUGCUGAUGAAAUUACCAUGUGUAAGUGGUUAGACAAUAGGCCAAUUGUAUUGUGCUCAAUCUUUUUUGGUAAAGGCUCAAUGGAUGAAGUUGAGCUUUGGGACAAAAAGCACCAUAAAUAUGUGAAAGUAGAAAGACCUGAAAUCAUCUCGAAAAUGGCCUUGCGUAUGAUUCUUCACGGUGUUGACUUUGCCAUUGUGCAAAGUUGGUUGGAAAUACAGACGAGAUGCAGACAACCUGUCCAUCCCAAAGAAGAAGGAAAUGGACCUUCUUCAAUUCGUAUCAGGGCAGCAGAUGGAUUGAUACUGUGCCAAAAGAAAGUGACUGAAAAGAAGAGGGGGCAUCUGUAUGAAGAAGGACUGGCUUCAGACAUGAGAGUCACACUAAAGAAACAGAGGAGAAUUACGACCAGCUACAGAGAUACAGUUUGA
Messenger RNA from Schistocerca nitens (vagrant locust), 882 nucleotides. Its product is annotated as piggyBac transposable element-derived protein 3-like. The transcript is spliced from 3 exons. The record is from RefSeq and is a predicted model, not a curated record. Lineage: Eukaryota; Metazoa; Arthropoda; Insecta; Orthoptera; Acrididae. Bases 1 to 882 code for a protein of 293 amino acids.